Messenger RNA from Didymodactylos carnosus, 995 nucleotides. NCBI's taxonomy places the organism in Eukaryota, Metazoa, Rotifera, Eurotatoria, Philodinida, Philodinidae. The record is from the annotation of a GenBank genome assembly.
UUCCCCUAUAUCAGAAUAGAAGAAUCGGGGUCGGAAACAAACUCGAUCCCGUUUAGAUGAACUGAAACCUGUCCCGAACCCUAAAAACACCUGUUGGAAUCGAGAUCGCGUUAAACCCGCAGGACUCUAUAAACGAGGUAAUAGUGUUAAGGAUAGCCUACUAGAGUAUUGUUGAAUUGUAUUUGCAUACGAGUAUGGCUCACAUAUGAAUUCAGAACAACAAAGUACAAAGCGAAAAAAUAAGAACCGAUUGCACACGAAAUAUAAAACAACCCAAAUCUUUAUAAAAAAAUCUCAGUCUUAAGUCCAAAUCCUCAUUAAAACCUUCAGUUCGCACUCGGACUAACUCAACCUUACGCGGCAUAUCUUAAUCAAUGACAUUGACGGCUACUAAAGACUCAUUAAUGUACAACUUUGUUAUAUCCUGAAUUAAAUCUGGAAACUAGCGUGCAACUAUAGAUUUGUUUAGACGCUCGUCGUGUAUUGAAACGUGAACAUAUUAUUCACCAACAACGUCUCGAUGUACGUGUCUACUACCAGCAUAUGGGCAUAGAGCCAUUCAUUGACAUUGCCACAGCCAAAUUGCCCGAAACAUUACAUUAUCGAUCGCAGGAUGAUAUCCGAUAUGAAUUUAUUUUAAAAAAUCGACCACUUCUCGAAGAAUUACGAGAGAAAUUGAAACCUGUAAGUGGAAAAAUAUCGUUAAAAAAUGAUGGAUUCGAUAUCACAUGUGUUGGUCCAACAACGAACUAUAUUCUGUUAAAAAAACGGGCUCAAUGGACAAAAGACAUUCAAGGAUUAAUUGAUGAUUUUUUAAGUAAGUUAAUUGUACGAACACUUCCCUAUACGCUGACAAACAGUCUAACACAAGAUAUUCUCGCACGCGAAUUAAGUGACAUGUCAAUGAAAGACAAUAAUCAACUGUUCCAAAUUUCAAAACGAACAAAAAAUCAUGAAUUAAUUUUUGUUACACUCAAAGAUAAUCUCGACAAAGC